AUGAAGUUCUUUGCCGCGGCAUAUCUCCUUGCCAUCUUUCUCAUCGCUCUUCCUGCCAUGAGCGCUCCUGUACCCGAAGUUGCGGACUCAAGCGCCGUAUUACUUAAGAGGGGGGGUCAUCAUGGCCACCACCGCAAGCAUCGUCACGCAGCUCCAGCAGAACCAGCCCCUGCAGAAAAGCGAUCCAUUGUCGAAGGCUCAAGCUCUGAGUUGGUGAAGAGGGGAGGUCACCAUGGCCACCACCGCAAGCAUCGUCACGCAGCUCCAGCAGAACCAGCCCCUGCAGAAAAGCGAUCCAUUGUCGAAGGCUCAAGCUCCGAGUUGGUGAAGAGAGGAGGUCAUCAUGGCCACCACCGCAAGCAUCGUCAGGCAGCUACAGCGGAUCACGCCGCUGGAGCAAAGCGAUCUAUUCUCUUCUCUCGAGAGGAGCAUGUCAUGCUCAACCGACGCAACUUUUUUCGCAGACUAUGGAAGGGAAUAAAGGGUCUGUGUUCAACUAUCAGAAUCAUUAUCGCCACCACGAAAUCAUUCGCAGCUGCAUAUAUCUUUGCCAUUCUUCUCGUCGCUUUGCCCGUCCUGAGUGCCCCGGUUCCUAUCGAUUUGGAGGGUGCGCUAUUCGUAAAAAGGUCUCUGAUACCUGAACAAUGGGAUGGUCUACGACACACCUUCAACGUUGGCGUUCAAUUGCCCACGGGAAAUCAAGAAGAGCAGCAUCAUACGAGGCGCUCCUUAUCCGAGAAUGGAUACCUACUUGAGAAGAGGGGCAAGAGCAAGAACGGAAAUUCCAAGCCGAAGCAGGGAGGAGGAGGAUAUACCUUCAACAUUGGAGUCCAAUUACCCACGGGACAACAAGAAGAGCAACAUCACUCGAAAUGCUCGUUCUCCAACGAAGACGUAUAUCGGCUUGAAAAGAGGGGUAAUAAGAAGGGCGGAAAGUCCAAGCAACGUAGCGGUGGAGGAGGACAUACCCUCAACCUCGGAGUCCAUGCUCCAGGACAAGAGGAACAACACACUUGUAGUACGUAUCUUUGCGGCGAACGUCCAGCCUUGAUCAUUGACGGCGGUUUGCACUAUAGAACGUUCUCUCGCGGGUUUUGA
This is a messenger RNA of Serendipita indica DSM 11827, 1098 nucleotides long. The record is from the annotation of a GenBank genome assembly. NCBI's taxonomy places the organism in Eukaryota, Fungi, Basidiomycota, Agaricomycetes, Sebacinales, Serendipitaceae.